Messenger RNA from Sesamum indicum (sesame), 1796 nucleotides. Its product is annotated as homogentisate phytyltransferase 1, chloroplastic. Gene Ontology annotation, molecular function: prenyltransferase activity. The record is from RefSeq and is a predicted model, not a curated record. Lineage: Eukaryota; Viridiplantae; Streptophyta; Magnoliopsida; Lamiales; Pedaliaceae. Gene Ontology annotation, cellular component: membrane.
CCGAUUUAUUCACAUGCUUCAACAUCGUUUGUUAGCUACUUCUCAGGAGUCACGAUUGUACUACAUGCAGCCGUCUUCUCACUCAUCCCUCUUCGUUUUCUAGAGAGAGAGACUGAGACUCAGAUUAUUCAUUGCUUUUCGUUAAUAUCGGAGCUCAGUCAUUUUUCAGUUGCUGCAAAUUCAAGAAACACAGAUUAAAAAUGGAGUCGUUGUUAAUUGGGUCGUUUCAGAAACCUUCGUUGCUGCUUUCGUCUCCAAUCACUGCUGAGUUGUGUUCACCUCCCAUUGGUGUACGUGCAGGGGGGCAGGUUUUAAAAUGCAAAGGGUCCAGCAAUACAGGAAGAAUUUAUGCCCUAUCAAUGAACUUGCAAGUAGAAAGACGGAAUUUAUUGCAGCUGCAUGUCAAAAGUAUUGGUGAAAGAAUUGUCACAUGUAAUCCAAAACGUGGCUCGAGGCAAAUAGCGAAUUCAGCCUCUGGACAUUCUCUUGAAUCUGAACCUGCUAAGAGCCCUUGGAGAUCAGUGCAGCAUGCCUUUGAUGCUUUCUACAGGUUUUCGCGGCCUCACACGGUUAUAGGAACAGCAUUGAGCAUAAUUUCAGUUUCUCUCCUUGCAGUUCAGAAGCUCUCAGAUUUUUCCCCUUUAUUUUUUACUGGGGUGCUAGAGGCAAUUGUUGCUGCACUGUUGAUGAACAUAUACAUUGUUGGCUUGAAUCAACUGUCUGACAUAGAAAUAGACAAGGUAAACAAACCAUAUCUUCCACUGGCAUCUGGGGAAUAUUCAGUUACAACUGGUGUAGCAAUUGUCUCAUCCUUUGCCAUCUUGAGUUUUUGGCUUGGAUACGUCGUUGGUUCGUGGCCAUUAUUUUGGGCUCUUUCUGUCAGCUUUCUACUUGGAACUGCAUAUUCCGUCAAUCUUCCCCUUUUGAGAUGGAAGAGAUUUGCUGUCAUUGCAGCAAUGUGCAUCUUGUCUGUGCGUGCAGUUAUCGUCCAAAUAGCAUUUUAUUUGCAUAUCCAGACAUAUGUGUUCAGAAGACCAGCUGUCUUUACAAAGCCUGUGAUUUUUGCGACUGCAUUCAUGAGCUUCUUCUCAGUUGUUAUUGCACUAUUUAAGGACAUACCUGAUAUUGCUGGCGACAAGAUUUAUGGUAUCCAAUCUUUCAGUGUCCGCUUGGGACAAGAAAGGGUCUUCUGGAUUUGUAUAUCUCUACUAGAAAUGGCAUAUGCUGUUGCUUUGCUAGUGGGAGCAACAACUUCUUGCAUUUGGAGCAAGUGGAUAACGGUUAUUGGUCAUACCCUGUUGGGUUUAUUGCUGUGGGAUCGAGCAAAAUCCAUUGAUUUGAAGAGCAAGGCUUCAAUAACAUCCUUCUACAUGUUCAUAUGGAAGCUCUUUUACGCGGAGUACCUGCUCAUCCCUCUCGUAAGGUAAAUAAAUACACAAUGCUCGUAGGAAUUGACCCUGAAAUCUGCUGCUUCUUUGGCUGCAUCCUUGCUGCUCACUAUUUGAUGUAUAUACUCUAUCAACUUACUUCCUCCGUAUUCUUUCUCAACAAAAAUGGGAAAGAAAAGAAUAUUAUGAUUUCUAUCGGCCACUGUCAUCUAUUGAUAUUAUGUGAUGCACAAAGAGAAACAAACACAUAAGCAGUUCCUGGUGAUUUCCGGCUUAUGCGCUUGUUCUACCAAACAAAACGAAAAAAAGUCUGAAACCAUUGCUCUGUUACUGGAAUGUAAUAGCUAAGGUGUUAAAGUUGCUGCAUCUGUGCUUAGAUCAUUCAUUUAUAUCAAAAACUUAUAUUAA